This is a messenger RNA of Cryptotermes secundus, 3341 nucleotides long. RefSeq names its product cAMP-dependent protein kinase type I regulatory subunit (gene Pka-R1). Bases 154 to 1272 code for a protein of 372 amino acids. Gene Ontology annotation, biological process: regulation of protein phosphorylation. The transcript is spliced from 7 exons. Gene Ontology annotation, cellular component: cAMP-dependent protein kinase complex. The record is from RefSeq and is a predicted model, not a curated record. Lineage: Eukaryota; Metazoa; Arthropoda; Insecta; Blattodea; Kalotermitidae. Gene Ontology annotation, molecular function: cAMP-dependent protein kinase regulator activity.
GAAAAGAGUUCUCAUUUGUGAAUUUCCAGAAGUAAGAAGACACCUGAAACAGGUGGAACUAGGGCAAGCAAUUUACUGUACGCUGUAGGAACGUGAAUAUACAUAUAAGAAAUAAAUUUAGGUCAGCCAAGGUACAUACCUAAAACAGUAAAUAUGGCUGCAAAUUUGGAUGAAGAACAGAGCCUGCGUGAGUGCGAAGCUUAUGUUCAGAGACAUAAUAUUCAACAAGUUUUGAAAGAUUGUAUUGUGCAGCUGUGUGUGAGCAGACCUGAGAAUCCAAUUUCAUUCCUGAGAGAGUACUUCCAAAAGUUAGAAAGGGAGCAGGCCCAUGAUGCGAAGCAGCAGGCGGUAUCACCAGAGGACACUGAAGAUCUGUCCCCGCUCCCGUCAGCAGUACAACAGCCUGCAAGAAGGCGAGGUGGAAUAUCUGCAGAACCUGUGUCAGAGGAGGAUGCUACCAGCUAUGUGAAAAAGGUUGUUCCAAAAGACUAUAAAACGAUGGCUGCAUUGUCUAAAGCUAUUGCCAAAAACGUUUUGUUUUCACAUCUGGACGAGAAUGAGCGCUCUGAUAUAUUUGACGCUAUGUUUCCGGUCAACUUCUUGCCUGGCGAGACAAUAAUCCAACAGGGAGAUGAGGGAGAUAACUUCUAUGUCAUUGACCAAGGAGAAGUUGAGGUGUUUGUUAACAAUGAGUUGGUGACAACUAUUGGAGAGGGUGGCAGUUUUGGUGAACUUGCACUGAUCUAUGGAACGCCCAGAGCUGCCACUGUAAGAGCCAAGACAGACGUAAAGCUCUGGGGAAUAGACCGUGAUUCAUAUAGACGCAUCCUCAUGGGCUCCACUAUCCGUAAGCGCAAGAUGUAUGAAGAGUUCCUCUCUCGUGUAUCUAUACUUGAGAGUCUGGAUAAGUGGGAGCGUCUGACAGUUGCUGAUGCAUUGGAGCCAGUGUCAUUUGAGGACCGGGAAACCAUUGUGCGGCAGGGAGAACCCGGAGAUGACUUCUACAUCAUUGUUGAGGGCACUGCCUUAGUAUUGCAAUAUAGAGCAGAAGGGGAAGAACCCAUGGAAGUUGGUCGACUUGGGCCAUCUGAUUAUUUUGGUGAAAUUGCCCUGCUGCUGGACAGACCACGGGCGGCUACAGUUGUUGCCAAAGGGCCCCUCAAAUGUGUCAAAUUGGAUAGAGCAAGAUUUGAGAGAGUGCUGGGCCUGUGUGCAGACAUCCUCAAGAGAAACAUCACACAAUACAACAGCUUUGUGUCCCUUUCUGUGUAAUGAGGGCAAGGUACCAUGAUAACUGUCUAGUGUAACUUUUUUAGCUUGUAACAUCUUGUGGCUAUAUUCAGGGGAGCAAGUAAGACCUUCUUCAUACAAAAAACAGAAAAUGUAUGAAAUGCAUUAACAGAGUCAGCAUUUGUCCAUGAAUGUACAAUUUUUCAUCCUGUCAUUAAAUUGAUAUGGUGUAAAAUGAAGAUAAGUUUCAAGUGUACAAGUAUUAUGUUUCUGAACAUUAUCCAUCAUCCUAUCUAUAUAUAAAAUACUGUCCUACUUACAUUUCAAGAAACACCGUUUUGGAAACUGGAUUCUGUCUCUGUCUUCAAGUAAAACCUAUUCAGUUGGUCCCAAUCAAUAGAGCUGGUCUCUAUCCGUAUCCGUAUCGAUUGGCCCCAGUUGAGUAGGUUUUACCUGAACACAGAGAGAGAUUCCAGUCCCCAAAACAUUGUGUUUUGAAAUAUAAACAGGACAGUGUUUCAGAUAAAAACAGGACAGUGGAUAAUGUCCAGAAAUUUAAUAUUUGCAUUAAUGUACCAUCAUCACAUACUUUUAGAUAUUAAGUUACAAGCGAUUUAAAACCUUUUUGGAGCCUGGAGGUCCACAUGUAAGGAAGUUCAUAGUUCCUUUGUCUGAAAACGAAAGCUCUUUUUGUUCUCUUGUGGUAGCUCUGUAAAGAGAUGGGCUUUUCCUGACAUUGGCACCUGGUAGGCUGUGCAGACAGCUGUAUGGGUGGGUUGGCAAGGCAUAACCUGACAUCUGUGGAGAGAUGCAAGUAAUAGUAUAGUAAAAAAGUUGCUGGGAAACAUGCCCAAGAAAACUGAUUAAAAGUAUUUCGUUAUGUAUAGGUUUGUAAUCGUGUCUUCAGACUGCCACUUCCAGAUGUCACAGGAAAUUAGUGCAUGCUAUUGUAUUUGAAUAUUUUUCAAGAAGGGGGAAAUGCAGUACCAUAGUUGAUUGAGGCAUUAUGCUGCAAGCUGGAAGGAAGCUGGAAUUAAAUUAGUUUGCAGAUUAUAAGGACAAAAAAAACGGAAAAAACAGUCACAGUCGACAGACAAGAUAAAUACCAAUUAUUAAGGAAAGGUUAGGAUAAAGGAAGUGGGAAGAAAAUUACAUACUCAACGAAGAAUUUUAAUCAACACAAGAACAACCAGAUGCCAUGUUGUCACCUCAAAGUGAAUGGCACACCUAUGCUUCUUGUAGCUCUCUGUCGUGAUAAAAUAGUGCUACGAAUAAAAAUAGAACAGGAAAAUAUGUUGAUUUUAAUGCAGACAGUCUUGGUGGCAUUUUGGUAUACUUUUCCUUUUCCACAGCCAGUGUUACUUCGUUUAAUUCUUGUAUUUCCUCGUGUUUCCAUCUGCCAACAACCAGACGCCAUGUUGUCAUCUCAAAGUGAAUGGCUACUAUGCUUCUUGUAUGUCUUUGUCAUGAUGAAAUAAUGCUAGGAAUAAAAAUAAAAUGGGAAAAUGUUGAAUUUUAAUGCAGAUGACCUUGGUGGCAUUUCAGUACUCUUUUCCACAGCCAGUGUUACUUCGUUUAAUUGUUGUAUUUCUUCCACUACCGCCUUACCGUGUGUGUUAUGCAUUUAUUUAUAACAACAGGAUAUAUACACAUUACAGUUACCUCUCAAUAAGAUUUUUUGGAGAAUGAUUUAAGUUUGUUCUCCAUUCAAGAAUCAAUAUCUUCAGCAAGUCUAGAACCCUUGCUCUGGUGAAAUGUUCUCUUUCAAAAAUACACAGAGGCGAAGAAAAUUAUACUAAAGCAUCGCUACUUUUCCAGUUAGAUUUGUUAUUGUUUAGUCAAUAUUCUGCAAAACAUCUGCAGAUUUGUAAAAAUGCAACUCUUUUACAUUAAUAAGCAGAAGUAAUCUCACAACUAUUAUUAUAACAAUACUAAUCCUAGGAUAUGUAAUCAGACCAGCUCAUGGUUUAGGGAGAUGAAGUUGAUAGGUGACCACUCUGGGAAGGAUAAGUAGUGUUUGGCAAUAGGCAGGGAUACUACUGAGUGAAAGGAGUUCUAGGUCACAACUGGUAUGUCUUGAAUUUCAAGCUUCACAGAAAUUAUUUUCAUGA